UGUACUGUUACGCCGUGCGCGGGUGAAAAGGACGGGCGGGACGAAUAGCCAAACAAAGCAGACGGCCAGACAGACACAGGAGCGAAGCUAAACCCCAGGGUCCCACCGCAUGCACACCCACCAUGGUACAAUCCCUCAACCUCGCCGCCCUCAGCUCCACCUUCCGUCUCAUCCGCAACCCCUCCCUCCUCGUCCCGCACAUCAUCGUCCCCGACAUCCGGUCCCUAAAUUUCACUGCCCUACACGCAGCCAAUGUCACCGCACUCGUCUUUGAUAAAGACAACACGCUGACUGCGCCGUACGUCGUGGGGAUCCAUCCGCCAUUUCGAGGGGCGUGGAGGGAGUGUUUGGGCGUUUAUGGACGGGAGGGGGUGGUUGUUGUGAGCAAUUCGGCGGGGACGGGGGAUGAUGUUGGGGGCGCAAAGGCACGGGAAGUGGAGAAGACGCUGGGCGUAAACGUGUUACGACACAACACCAAGAAACCAGCAGGCGGCUCCGCUCUCCCGACCCACCUCUCCGUCCCCCCCGCCCAAAUUGGCGUCAUCGGCGACCGCCUCCUCACCGACGUCGUCUACGGCAACUCCGCGGGUCUCCUAACAGUGCUCGUAACGAAGAUCGUCACCGAGGAGGGCGAUAACCCUUUUGCUGCUAUGGUCCGACGCCUCGAACACCCUCUCCUGAACUUCCUCCACGCGCGCGGCGUCAAACCGCCCCCGCAUCCUGCUAUGGCACACCCCGCGUCUGCCGAGUUUGUGCGGAGCGUUGCUGACUCAUGAUGAAGCUGACGAAAGCGGAGGUGUUGGCCCUUCUUGGGGUUUUUGGGACGCCGCGCGGUGGAGGUGCGAUGCGAGACCAUGAGUCUACGUCAGGUGGUGGGGUUUCAUCGCCGAGAUGUGAGGGGAAGCGGCGUAAGGAGAUGAAACCGGUCAAAAGCACCGCAACUCCUAACCUGCUUCAAGCGAGGCAAUAGUUUGGGUUCGGGGGGUAAAAAGCCGGGGAAAGGUAGCUCGAACUCCGGCUCAAAUGUCAUAUGGUGUAGAAAAAGUAGAUCUGAAAUUUAACGGCACGGAAUGACGGCCUGACGCGGUCGUUCGGAUAUCACUCACCG
Fimicolochytrium jonesii is the source of this 1108-nucleotide messenger RNA. Its product is annotated as mitochondrial PGP phosphatase-domain-containing protein. Lineage: Eukaryota; Fungi; Chytridiomycota; Chytridiomycetes; Spizellomycetales; Powellomycetaceae. The coding region runs from base 123 to 776 and encodes 217 amino acids. The transcript is spliced from 6 exons. Gene Ontology annotation, molecular function: phosphatidylglycerophosphatase activity. The record is from RefSeq and is a predicted model, not a curated record.